Messenger RNA from Mizuhopecten yessoensis (Yesso scallop), 1260 nucleotides. RefSeq names its product sentrin-specific protease 2-like. Gene Ontology annotation, biological process: protein desumoylation. The transcript has 4 exons. The record is from RefSeq and is a predicted model, not a curated record. Gene Ontology annotation, cellular component: nucleus. NCBI's taxonomy places the organism in Eukaryota, Metazoa, Mollusca, Bivalvia, Pectinida, Pectinidae. Gene Ontology annotation, molecular function: deSUMOylase activity. Bases 464 to 1150 code for a protein of 228 amino acids.
ACUAUAUCUGUUAGGGAAAGGAGAACAAUACCGGUACUACUAUAUCUGUUAGGGACUGGAGUACAAUACCGGUACUCAUAUAUCUGGUAGGGACUGGAGUAUAAUACCGGUACUACUAUAUCUGGGAGGGAUAGGAGAACAAUACCGGUACUACUAUAUAUGUUAGGGAUAGGAGUACAAUACCGGCCGGUACAACUAUAUCUGGGAAGGACUGGAGUACAAUACCGGUACUACUAUAUCUGGGAGGGACUGGAGUAUAAAACCGGUGAUACUUUAUCUGGGAGGGACUGGAGUACAAUACCGGUACUACUAUACCUGUUAGGGAUAGGAGAACAAUACCGGUACUACUAUAUCUGUUAGGGAUAAGAGAACAAUACAAUUACAGAAACAUGAAGCAGACCUGUCAGAGUGCUGCGACUUGUACACAACUUGGUACAUCACUGCCAAAAAAGAUAUUCAUCUAAUGGAAAAUGAGUACACAUUGCAGCUGGCUGCCUCAGUGUUGACAUUUGCUUUCCAUGAGAAGACUGACAUCACAGCUCUUUUGGAAACUGUACGGCCUAUCCCAUUCAGCACAGCAGCAACACAACCAAUGCCAAUACCAAGAGAAAAUGUCCAUGUGGGGAAUGUUAGCUUGUCACCAAACGAUCUUCGAACUCUACGUCCCAUGGCAUGGCUAAAUGAUCAGGUGGUACAUGCAUACUUGGGCUUACUGAGUAAGGAGUGCAAUGACAGAAAUCCACGCACGUGCCACAUCUUGCCCAGCUUUCUUGCCUUAAAGUGGGAGACUGAGAAUUACCAAUCAUGGCUGUAUCCCAAAGUGCCUCUUGAGAACUUCUGUCAUGUUCUCUUGCCAAUCUGCCAUCAGCAACACUGGUUUUUACUUGUGGCAUCCAUGAUCACUGGAGAGGUCACCAUACUUGAUUCUGUUCCAAGUGAAUCCAGAGCAAGAACAUUUUUCCUUCAUUGGAUGAAAUUCAUGGAUGCUCGACUUUCCCUCUUGGACAACGAGAACCCCAUCAAGUGGACCAGAGGUCGGACACAAUCUUCUGUGCAAGAAGAUGGAAGCUCUUGUGGUGUAUUUGUACUGAUGGUUAGUAUUGGCAAUUCAUUUUUGAAUUUUAGAUGUAAUUAUACCACCAUAACAUAGUAUGUGUAAAAUACUUUGGCAUCAUGAAUUAGGGGCAGAAUGCAACUUGCAUUUUUAGGUCACCUGAGCUUAAGCUCAAGUGACCUAUUGCUAUCCGUCUUCGUCCGUCA